Messenger RNA from Antechinus flavipes (yellow-footed antechinus), 4857 nucleotides. RefSeq names its product cholinergic receptor muscarinic 3 (gene CHRM3). The record is from RefSeq and is a predicted model, not a curated record. The transcript has 6 exons. Gene Ontology annotation, biological process: adenylate cyclase-inhibiting G protein-coupled acetylcholine receptor signaling pathway; saliva secretion; G protein-coupled receptor signaling pathway, coupled to cyclic nucleotide second messenger. Bases 1484 to 3241 code for a protein of 585 amino acids. Gene Ontology annotation, cellular component: plasma membrane; synapse; dendrite. Lineage: Eukaryota; Metazoa; Chordata; Mammalia; Dasyuromorphia; Dasyuridae. Gene Ontology annotation, molecular function: G protein-coupled acetylcholine receptor activity; G protein-coupled serotonin receptor activity.
GUAGCCAAGAGCAGAAUAGGUGACACAGGUGUGGUUCAGAGUGAUUGAUUGAUGACCCUCUGUCCCCUUUCCCACUUUUCUCACGGCUUCCAGGAAGCAUAAACCCUUAGUGGACUAUCAGAGCUUCCCUGAUCUCCUUCCCGGGCGGCCACUAAAACAGGGAGAAGCGGAAUCUCACCGCACAUGGGAGGUUAGUGUGGUUCCACUAGGGCAACUGGGCAUGCUCAGUAGCCAGGACAGGUUUUGGUCUCAAGUAGACAGCCAGUGCAUUACACCGGCGCUAGGCAGUGAGGGAGCUUAGGGAAGGCAGCUGCUGCAAGAGGAGGAAGGAGAGGAGGAGGAGGGAGAAAAAGAGGAAGAAUUGGCAGGAGGGGUGGGAGCAGCACUGAGGAAAAUAGCCAACCCUAGGUGAAGGAAGGGUUGGUGGGGAGCGAACGUGUAGGUGGUGGAAAAGACCCUCCUUCCACUUCCAGUCUCCUGUGCUUGCUUUGGGAAAAAAGAAGAGGAAGAAAUUUUAAGAGGGAGAAAAAGAAAAAGAAAAAGAAAAGGAGCGAGGAGAGAAAGGGGUUGGGUGGGGGUGGGGAUAAAAUACGGUGCGGGGGGGAAAAAAAAAAAAGCAAGAAAGCGCUGCGGGAAACGGAUCCCGGCAAGAUAGCGCUGCGGGGAAGGGAUCUCAGCAAGCCCGGGGUUGGCAGCGUGGAGCCGGCGCGGUUGCUUGGACAGGUGCCGCUGCCCUGAGAAGAAGGCAUGUGACGCGGCGGCGGCCGCUGCCUGCGGGCGGAGCGCUCGCUGGACCUAGAGCCCACACCCCGAGUGAGGGACAAGUUGCCCUUUCUCCUUUAGUCAACUCCCAUGGAGCCUACUGAGCUUCGGAUUGGAUCAUGAACCGGAGUCUACGAAGCGUGAAUCUGGUUUGAGCAUCUUGGUCCUGGGUCAUUUGCUCACUGAACCUUCCUAGAACGCGAGUGGAGAGAGGAAUCCAGGCACCUUGUUGAGGGCAUUGGAAAGGUUUGGACAAGGCAGAGGUACCUGCAACGUUCAGAAGUCCAGUCCACCAGAUAUGGAUGAUUAUAGCACACAUUUCAGCAAGGAACAUUAUCAGAGAUUAUGGAUUGGAUGAACCAUAUUCAUUUGCAACAUGAUGUACACUAUCAGGACUCUUUCCUGUCAUUGAGUCAUUUGGGUCCAAUAGCAAGCUAUGAUCAGAAUAACUAGAUGGGGCACUGAAUUCAGUGAGAAACCUCGGCCUUUCUAAGCCUUCAUGGUCAUAGAACACCAGGUUUCCUUCAGGAAGAGAAAUAUACAACAGUGUCUAGUCCAGUGGCUUGAUUUGAUGUUUCUACCUAGAACAUGUGGUGUGUUUUCAAUGCCUGUGUCUGAAUCAUAUCAUUGAUUUUUCAUUUAUUUUAUCUGAUCAUCACCAUCCAUCUCUACCAAGAACAAAGGAGGAAAGAUCAAGAAAAGACUAUGCCAGAGAGCCACGAUGACCCUGCACAGUAACAAUACAACCUCUUCCUCUUUUGUUAACAUCAGCACUUCCUGGACCCAAGGCAGCUCAGGCCCAGGUCUUCCCCCUCACUAUGGCAGCUACAAUGUCUCUCAAGCAUCUGAGGCUUUUUCCAACAAUGCUACAAACAAUGAUCCCCUUGGUGGUCACACCGUCUGGCAAGUGGUCCUCAUUGCCUUGCUGACUGGUAUCCUAGCUUUGGUGACCAUCAUUGGCAACAUCCUGGUCAUUGUGGCAUUUAAAGUUAACAAGCAGCUGAAGACGGUCAACAACUACUUCCUCCUGAGCCUGGCUUGUGCUGAUCUGAUCAUUGGUGUUAUUUCAAUGAACCUUUUUACCACGUACAUCAUCAUGAACCGAUGGGCCUUGGGAAACUUAGCUUGUGACCUCUGGCUCUCUAUUGACUAUGUGGCCAGCAAUGCUUCAGUCAUGAACCUUCUGGUCAUCAGCUUUGACCGGUAUUUUUCCAUCACCAGGCCGCUCACCUACCGAGCUAAGAGAACAACCAAAAGGGCCGGUAUGAUGAUCGGCCUUGCUUGGAUCAUCUCCUUCAUCCUUUGGGCUCCUGCCAUAUUGUUCUGGCAGUACUUUGUUGGAGAAAGAACUGUCCCACCAGGGGAGUGUUUCAUUCAGUUCCUCACUGAACCCACCAUUACCUUUGGCACUGCCAUAGCUGCCUUUUAUAUGCCUGUGACUAUUAUGACUAUUUUAUACUGGAGGAUCUACAAGGAGACUGAGAAACGUACCAAAGAGCUUGCCGGACUGCAGGCCUCAGGGAGCGAGGCCGAAGCUGCCCAUUUUGUUAAUCCAACGGGCAGCUCUAGGAGCUGCAGUAGUUAUGAGCUACAACAGCAAACCCUAAAACGCUCGAGCAGGCGGAAGUAUGGCCGCUGUCAUUUCUGGUUCACAACAAAGAGCUGGAAACCCAGCGCUGAGCAGAUGGAUCAAGAGCAUAGUAGCAGUGACAGCUGGAACAACAAUGAUGCUGCUGCUUCUCUUGAAAAUUCUGCCUCUUCUGAUGAGGAAGACAUUGGCUCGGAGACAAGAGCCAUUUACUCGAUUGUGCUGAAGCUCCCAGGUCACAGCACUAUCCUGAACUCGACCAAAUUGCCCUCAUCAGAGGACCUGCAAGGAUCAGAGGAGGAGCUGCAAAAAGCUGACUUGGAGAAGAAAACUAACAAGCUACAAGCCCAGAAAAGCAUGGAGGAUGGAGGCAGCUUUCAGAAGAGCUUUGCCAAGCUUCCCAUUCAAUUAGAGUCAGCCGUGGAGGCUGCCAAGUCACCUGAGGCCAUUUCUUCUGUUGCUAAGACAACAGCAGCUCUGCCUCUUUCCUUCAAAGAGGCUACACUGGCCAAAAGAUUUGCCCUUAAGACGAGAAGUCAGAUCACAAAACGGAAAAGGAUGUCCCUCAUCAAGGAGAAAAAAGCAGCACAGACCCUCAGUGCAAUUUUACUUGCCUUUAUCAUCACCUGGACUCCAUAUAACAUCAUGGUCCUGGUGAACACCUUUUGCAAGAGCUGCAUCCCUAAAACCUAUUGGAACCUGGGGUACUGGCUUUGUUAUAUCAACAGCACGGUGAAUCCCAUGUGCUAUGCACUAUGUAACAAAACAUUCAGAACCACAUUCAAGAUGUUGCUGCUUUGUCAGUGUGAUAAAAGAAAGAGGCGCAAACAGCAGUAUCAACAAAGGCAAUCAGUUAUUUUUCACAAGAGGGUCCCACAGGAGGCUUCAUAAAGUGAAAAAUUUUUAAACAACAGCAGCGACCAAACACACAUGCACUUAGACCACACUGACCUUGAGAAAGGGAGAGGGAGAGGAUUUUUUUUUUUUCUGGUAUUGAUAUUAGACAUUUCAAUGUCCAGAUAUGAAAGCCGCUGCCUGGCUGAUGUAUUCUUUUAAUAAACCUAUUUUAAUAUAAAAAUUCAAAUGCACAUUAAGCAAAAGAAAAAUAUACUACUGAAAGGUAAAACAUUAACUCAGAAGUUGUUACUCUACUACUUUAAAUGGUUUUCCUAAAAAGGGAGAAAAACAAAGCUGUAUAGUAGUUAUAAAUCCAUUAUUGACCUGCCCAGGUCUACUGACUCCUAUCAGCUCUGGGAUCUCAGGUAAGAACAUCUAGCUGGCCUAAUUUCCAACUUCUUUCCAAGGAUCCUGCAAGUUUUAACCCAGGCUCUUGGACAGAGGCCAGCAAGAAGAUGGUUGUGAAAAGUUUUAACAUGUUGCAAGAUGGCAUCUUUUCCCAAUAGAGCUUCCUGUCUUCUCUUUGAUGUAUCCUUGUUAAACCCUACCUACCUGUGGACUUGAUCCUCCAUCCUUCCGGAGUACUGUUUUGUGCAGCUAAAGUUUCGUGUAUAUGAAAAUAAAUUCACAUAUAUGUGUGGUUACAGAGUGCACACACACAUAUAUGUAAUAUACUGGGAAACAACAAAACUGGCAAAUUAUUCCUGCAAUACAUGAUUUCAGUAUUUUGGCAACUAAAGUUCUCUGGAAAUCUAACACAACACAAAUGUACAACAUGAUCCAGAUGAAAACUGGUCUCAUUUAAUGCUUUUAAAACAAGGCUUUUUUUAGGGGCCAUUCCGAGAACAGCAGAAUCCUAUCCAAAGUAACCCAGAUGAAGCCAGCAGUGUUCAGCUAUACCUACUAGAUGCCCUCAUGUUCAGUCUGAGCAGCUAAGCGAAGGUAAACAAAUCUGUGGAGAUCAGUGGUCUUGAGACCAGCUGAGUCCAAAUCAGCCAGGAAAAUCAAUCUCUUCUGGACUCUAGCACCCCACACUGAGAACUGGGUAGCGGCAUUGGUUUAAAGCUUUCUGUACCUGUGCUAAGGCUCAGGCCCCUUGGAUUUCAAAGAAUGACUUGCAAAACAGCGUUUUUGAAUUCUCCACAGUCUCAAAUCUGAACUUGCGGCUAAAAAAAUUUCUAUGAUAUGCUUGAAACUCAACAUUAGUGACAUGGCUGUCUGGGUCUUAUUAAUUGCAAUAUAUCUGGUAAUAAUAAAAGGAAAAAUCUCUUAAAAAAAAAAGAAGAAGACAAAGAAUGAAAAAAAAAUGAAAUUGUUUUGGUUACCUGGCAUUUUCUGAUGAAAAUUUAUUAAAUAAAUUAAAGGGCUUAAAUCUGUGUCACUUAGACAUUGCCAGUGUUUCCUGGGCUUGAGCAUGUGAUCAGCACCCAAAUAAUGGUUGGGUCUAUAAAAGUUAGGUGUCCUCUGAGCAAGGGACUGUAUUUUUUAAAGUAUUGCUUCUAAUUUGAUUUAUUUACAUUUUGAGAAAUAAUUUUGUAUUUUAAUUUGACCAAAAUUAUAUGAGUUUUGUUUUGGGGUAUUUUUUGUUUGUUAAUUGUUAUUGUUAAAUU